GCGCAGUUUCGCGUUUGAAAAAUGUAUAUUGCCUUGGGGUUAAUUCUUGUGGUUAAUAGUAUCUUCUGUUCCGAAAAAGUGAUCUACUCGUUUUCGGAGUUUCCCUACAAGGAGACUAGUAAAAAUGAGGUAUUGUUUCGGGAAAUCGAAGGCGCCUGUGAAGGAGGUUGUCUGGGAAAACUUGGAAUAUCCAAGGUUUUGUGCGUAAGACAAUGUAUUUCACCUUCGUGUUACAGAGACCUCUAUCAAGCAGAUCAGCUCGAAGAGGGAGAAGUUGAUGUUCGAUUAAACUCUUUUAAAGGUUGCUUCAUUCAACAGUAUAACAAGUUACGGCCAUAGUCUGCAAUUAAUUAUGCACCUAUCUACUGAUCUAGCCUUUUUUAUCGAUACCUAUGUAAAACUUUUAACUUAGACAAUACAAAAUUUGCUUUUAACAUAAAAAAUAAACGAAAUUGACUUGUCUUUAA
Molecule: messenger RNA, 467 nt
Organism: Photinus pyralis (common eastern firefly)
Lineage: Eukaryota; Metazoa; Arthropoda; Insecta; Coleoptera; Lampyridae
Exons: 3
Coding region: 22-339 (105 amino acids)
Source: RefSeq, a predicted model, not a curated record